CUCUGUUAGAGCUGCAUGUAUCGUCUUCCCUCCGGCCCCUCCCGCCUCUCUGCUUUCCCAACUCCCUCUCUGGCUGGCAUUUAUUUCAGGGAUCUGACUCGGAGGGACUGGUAUGGCAGCCGGAACGGUGACACCUCACAGUGGGUGGGCGGAGCCAGAGCGGAGUGGGGAGAUGUUAGGGGAGUGAAGCAGUAUAAAAGCCAGAGCUGUCAGUGGCACACUCAGAAACCACAGACAGAGAGAACUCAGAUUCCCCUCACUCGUCUUCUGGAAGUCUCCAUCCGUGUGUUAGGUUACCUUCUGUCAAAUACAGACAAGAAGGAUAUAAGGAAAGUGACUUCAAAUCCUUCACCACAGGGAGACCUGGAGAACUGCAAGCCUCUCCAAACAUCUCAGAAGCCGAACGCCCAACCCUUGCCAUCCAGACACAUGGCUGCACGUCCGAUGGAGACGGUGGGUUUCGCCGUUCUACCCGCACACAUCUUGGCAUCCGCCAUGGAGGAGUUUCCCCAGCAGCUACCCGUCCCCAAGUGUCUGGCUCGGGGCCGAAACCGUACCCGGCGACCCCGAGACGCCCGCUUCAAGACCCAGCCGGUGACUUUUGCAGAGAUCGCCGAAGUGGAGGAGGAAGGGGCUUCGCCUCUGGAGGAAGAAAGGGCGAGACAGUGCUUCCUUCAGUCGCUGGAGAGCCUCAGAAGAAGCACACAGACUUUGCACCACGCAGGAUCCACGCAGAGUUGCCGCACAGCGUCUGCACAGGCUAGUGUGGACUCCAGUGACUCAGACUCGACACAAUGAGAGAGUGAGAGGAAGGUCUGAAGGAUAACAGGACUGGAACUCAAUGUAUUUCGCACAUAUCUUCCUGUUAAAUUCCUCUUUCACAGCCGUUAACCUACAGUAGUUAUGCAUUUAUGUGCAGAUUCCAGUUGAGUAACACUGGCACAGCGAUUGUUUAGCUCCUCUGCAAAAAGCAAAGUUGUAGCAUGCUGGAAGAUUUCAGAAACCACUUAAAUGCUUACGCAAAUUCCUUUUUUUUUAUUGUAUGAGACUCGAAGACUGGUGAGGUUUCAUCUGUAAUGAACUUGACAAGGGAGGACGUACCAUGUCUGAUUCCAUUUUAAUAGACUAAUGUUAUUCGUAUCCCUUGUGCCUGCUUAAGAUUGCACAGUUGAAUGGGUUCUUCACUGCUGGGCAGAAUGUAGACUGUCACAUUUUGUUAUAACUCAUUGCUGUGCUGACGAAACUAAAACAGAGAUGUAUUUUUACAGAAAAUAAGGUUGCAAACCCUGAUGUCUACGUCUGCCAGAAUGGUGAACUUACUAAAGAACUCGAUGAGGAGCAAAUUAUUGUACUUUUCAAAUGUAUCUUAUAUUUAUUUGCAGAUUAUUUUGUGAUAACAUAGUAAUUUUAGAGAAUUGUUCUGUUGACACUGUGGACUUGUAAAGUCACUAUCACUGUAUGUAAAAGAAAAGGCCUUUAUACUUCGAUUUGACUUUAUCUUUGUUAAUUUGUUUCAUACUUUCUUUCGUAGUUAUAUAAAUAAACUUUUUAACAUUGGA
Messenger RNA from Cyprinus carpio (common carp), 1559 nucleotides. RefSeq lists its product as uncharacterized. Bases 16 to 798 code for a protein of 260 amino acids. NCBI's taxonomy places the organism in Eukaryota, Metazoa, Chordata, Actinopteri, Cypriniformes, Cyprinidae. The record is from RefSeq and is a predicted model, not a curated record. The transcript has a single exon.